Messenger RNA from Pipistrellus kuhlii (Kuhl's pipistrelle), 8728 nucleotides. It is a transcript of the gene RAPH1, whose product is annotated as Ras association (RalGDS/AF-6) and pleckstrin homology domains 1. Gene Ontology annotation, cellular component: plasma membrane; cytosol. Gene Ontology annotation, biological process: signal transduction. Bases 138 to 3941 code for a protein of 1267 amino acids. The record is from RefSeq and is a predicted model, not a curated record. NCBI's taxonomy places the organism in Eukaryota, Metazoa, Chordata, Mammalia, Chiroptera, Vespertilionidae. The transcript has 14 exons.
GGCGCUCGCGGCGUCUCUCGGGAGGCAGCGCCGCGCCCGGGAGGAGGCGGCGGCGGCGGCGGCGGCGGCGGCUGAGGAGCUGCCAGCCCGGGCCGCUGCGGGAGCCGGGGCCGGCGGACUGCCGAGCAGCUGUCGCGAUGGAGCAGUUAUCAGAUGAAGAAAUUGACCAUGGUGCCGAAGAAGACAGUGACAAAGAAGAUCAAGAUCUGGACAAAAUGUUUGGAGCCUGGCUGGGGGAGCUAGACAAGCUUACUCAGAGUUUGGAUUCUGACAAGCCCAUGGAACCAGUAAAAAGAUCUCCCCUUCGCCAGGAAACAAACAUGGCUAAUUUUUCUUAUCGCUUCUCCAUAUACAACUUGAAUGAAGCUCUGAAUCAGGGAGAAACGGUGGAUCUGGAUGCCCUGAUGGCCGAUCUUUGCUCAAUAGAGCGGGAGCUCAGCAGUAUCGGUGCAGGAAACAGUAAGCGUCAAAUCACAGAAUCAAAAGCCACUCAGAAAUUACCUCCUAGCCGACAUUCAACAAAACAUGGCACCUUGAAAGGAUUGUCUUCUUCAUCUAAUAGGAUUACUAAACCAUCACAUGCCAACUACUCCCUGGAUGACAUUACUGCACAGUUAGAACAGGCCUCUUUGAGCAUGGAUGAGGCUGCUCAGCAGUCUGUACUAGAGGAUGCUAAGCCUUCCAUAACUAAUCAGCACAGAAGAACGGCAUCCGCGGGCACAGUGAGUGAUGCUGAAGUGCGCUCUAUUAGUAACUCCUCUCGCUCCAGCAUCACUUCUGCAGCUUCCAGCAUGGACUCUUUGGAUAUUGAUAAAGUAACACGUCCUCAAGAACUGGAGUUGACACAUCAGGGGCAGCCAAUUACUGAGGAAGAACAAGCAGCAAAAUUGAAAGCUGAGAAGAUCAGAGUUGCCCUAGAGAAAAUUAAAGAAGCCCAAGUGAAAAAGCUAGUUAUUAGAGUCCACAUGUCUGAUGAUAGUUCUAAAACAAUGAUGGUGGAUGAGAGACAGACAGUGAGACAAGUGCUGGAUAACCUGAUGGACAAAUCCCACUGCGGUUACAGUUUAGACUGGUCACUAGUAGAAACCAUCUCUGAGUUACAAAUGGAGAGAAUCUUUGAAGACCAUGAAAACUUGGUUGAAAAUCUUCUUAACUGGACAAGAGACAGUCAAAACAGGCUUAUGUUUAUGGAGCGUAUAGAAAAAUAUGCACUUUUCAAAAAUCCACAGAACUAUCUUCUGGGGAAAAAGGAAACGGCUGAGAUGGCAGAUAGAAACAAAGAAGUGCUGUUGGAGGAAUGUUUUUGUGGAAGUUCUGUAACUAUACCAGAAAUUGAAGGAGUCCUUUGGUUGAAAGAUGAUGGCAAGAAGUCUUGGAAAAAGCGUUACUUUCUCUUGCGAGCAUCUGGUAUUUACUAUGUCCCUAAAGGAAAAGCGAAGGUGUCUCGGGAUCUGGUAUGCUUUCUCCAGCUGGAUCAUGUCAAUGUUUAUUACGGACAGGACUAUCGGAACAAAUACAAAGCCCCGACAGACUGUUGUCUGGUGCUGAAGCACCCACAGAUCCAGAAGAAAUCUCAGUACAUUAAAUACCUUUGUUGUGAUGAUGUGAGGACCUUGCACCAGUGGGUCAAUGGUAUCCGAAUCGCAAAGUACGGGAAGCAGCUCUACAUGAACUACCAAGAAGCUUUAAAGAGGACAGAGUCCGCUUGUGAUUGGACUUCCUUAUCCAGCUCCAGCAUUAAAUCAGGGUCCAGUUCCUCCAGCAUCCCAGAGUCUCAGUCAAACCACUCAACCCAGUCUGACAGCGGCGUGUCCGACUCCCAGCCAGCAGCACACGUGCGCUCCCAGAGCAUCGUGAGCUCCAUCUUCUCCGAGGCCUGGAAACGAGGCACGCAGCUGGAGGAGUCCAGCAAGGCCAGAAUGGACUCUAUGAAUCGAUCCUACACUUCACUCAUGACCCCUUUAUCCCCACAACCUAAACUAGUCAGCCCCUUCACGGCCUCCCAGCCUUCGCCUCCUCUCCCACCCCCACCCCCACCCCCACCGCCCCCCCCUCCGCCCCCGCCCCCGCCGCCCCCUCCUCUGCCCAGCCAGUCUGCGCCUUCUGGGGGCUCCGCGGCCACCGUGUUUGUCAAGUACAGCACCAUCACCAGGCUGCAGAACGCCGCUCAGCAUUCAGGGCCCCUGUUCAAGCCCCCGCCCCCCUCCGCGGUGCAGCCUCUGUCCGCCACCUCACAGCCAGCAAAGCCUCAGAUGCCCGUGCCCCCCAACGGAGUGGUGCCCCCGCCCCCGCCCCCUCCGCCGGCCCCCACCCCCGGCUCGGCCAUGGCCCAGCUCAGACCCGUGCCUUGUGCGCAGGCCCUGCCCCAGUUCAGCCCCCCGCCGCCCCCGCUAAAGAUCCAUCACGUUCCGCACGGCGUCCAGGCAGCUCCCCCGACACCCCCACCCCCGCCGCCCGCCUCUCCCCAGGCGCCCCCCAAACCCCUGGCGACCCUGCCUGCCUCCCCCCAGGCGCCCCCCAAACCCCUGGCGACCGCGCCGCCCGCCUCCCCCCAAGGGCCCCCCAAACCCCUGGCGACCGCGCCCGCCUCCCCCCAGGCGCCCCCCAAACCCCUGGCGACUGCGCCGCCCGCCGGCUCCAAGACCGCGCCCCCAUCCCCCAUCCCCCCGGCCCCCCCGGCCAAAAAGCCGGCCUUCCCCCACGUCCCGCCCGCGCCGGCCGCUCCUCCGGGCCCGGGCCCGCCGCCCACCCUCCCCAAGCACCAGGGCUUGGCCGGGAGGCCGCCCGCCGCCCCGCCGUCCCCGGGGCUGUCGGUGGUGCGGCAGAUGGCCAGCCAGUUCCCCGCGCCCGCCGAGCCCCCGAAGCCGCCCGCGGCGCCGCAGUCCCCGCCCGCCGUGAAGGCCAAGCCCCGGUGGCAGCCCGGCGCCCCGGCCCCGGCCCCGGCCCCGGCCCCCGACUUCCCGCCGCCGCCGCCCGAGAGCAGCCUGGCGUUCCCGCCGCCGCCGCCGCCGCCGCCGCCCACCCCGCCGCCCGCCACCCCCACCGCGGCCCCCGAGCGCAGCGGCUCCCCGGGCAAGAAGCCGGCCAAGACGGCCAGCCCCGGGGCCAAGAAGCCUCCCCCGACCCCGCAGCGCAACUCCAGCAUCAAGGCCGGCGGCGCGGCGCCCCCCGAGCCCAAGCGGCCCUCGGUGGACAGCCUGCUCAGCAAGUUCGCGGAGCCCUCGGGGUCCCCCGGCAAGGACACCCCAGCGCCGCCGGCCGCGCCCCCCAAGCCCGGGAAGCUGAACCUCCCCGGAGUGCACCUGCCCGGCGGCCUCCAGCAGGGGGCGCCCGCGAGGGCCUCCGUCCUGGGUGCGCGCGGCCAGGACCCGGCCGUGGAGUUCCCCUCUCCGCCCUCCGACUCGGACUUCCCGCCGCCGCCCCCGGAGCUGGAGCUGCCCCCGCCCCCGCCGCCCGUGGAGAUCCCGGCCGCCUUCCUGGGGGCCGCGUCCCCGCGGGUGGCCGUGGUCAGCCCCCAGCCGCAGCAGUGGGCCAAGCCGCCGGCCAAGAAGGCGCCUCCGCCCACGCGGCCCAAACGGAACGACAGCACCCGCCUCACCCAGGGCGAGCCCGCCGAGCCCCCCGCGGUGCCGCCGGGGCCCACCUCCCCCAAAGCCGGCCUCGGGGUGCAGCCCGGCUUCCUGGCCGACCUCAACCGGACCCUGCAGCGCAAGUCCAUCACACGGCACGGCUCGCUCUCCUCCUCCCGCGUGUCCAGAGCAGAACCCACGGCCACCAUGGACGACAUGGCCCUGCCCCCGCCGCCCCCCGAGCUGCUGUCCGACCAGCGGAAAGCCGGCUACGGGGGCAGCCACAUAUCCGGCUAUGCCACCCUGCGGAGGGGGCCCCCGCCCGCCCCCCCAAAGAGAGACCAGAACACCAAGCUCUCCAGAGACUGGUAGCUGCCUAGGUGUGUUCCCUGUUUCUGUAAUCCGUCUACAAUCAGCUCGCCUGGCCAUCUGGGAGUUCAGGUGUCAGAGCCUUCCUUCCGGUGUGCUUUCCAGGUAGAGUCCAGCUGUGUGUGUGUACGUGUACAUACCUAUACAGUGAGUGUGUGUGGGUGUGUGUAUAUGCAUAUGUAGAGCUGGGAGUGAUUCUAUUUAUUCCCUUUCAUAAUCUGAAAACGGAUUUUGUGUAUUUUGGGCAGAAGAAGCAUGGAAGGGGUUGUGUCCUGUCCCUUGCGAUUUCUAGUAUCUGUCAUGUGGAUUGGGACCUAAAAACAACUUCUGUUGACUUUAGAAGGUGCAUUCUAGGUCUCCAUGUGCGGCUCCUGUGCAUGUGAAGUAUCAUAUACUGAGGAGGUGUGUCAUGUGCUGUUUCUGUUUGAAGACAACCACGACGUUUGGUGUCUCGGUGGGGCUUUUGUGUUUGGUUUUCCCCGGUUGGCUAAAGUUAGAACUCUUGACUGACACUUCAUGACUAUACAUAAAGGGGCACUUUAACCAGGAAAACCUCUCAGCUUCCUAGAACGGGUAGCAGUGCCGCAUGGGGCGAUUUCAGACGCUACAUUGUGCAGUGAGGGCGCAGUGACCCGCUGACCCUGGGAUGUCCUCUGCCUACAACACGUGGACAGUGUCGUACUGUAACCUUGGGCGUUUUGUGCUGUUGGAAUCCUUCCAUGGUUUCCCGAUCCUCGCUUUGACUCGCUGUAAGAACCACCCAGCGUUAGAUGUUGGUCUUAGAGAUCUCUAACAGUUGCUAUAUCAUGUUUCCCAUCCUAUGUCCAAUAUAGUGCAUCAUUAUGAAAAGCAAAGUCACCUUCUGAAAUGUCCAUACUGCUCUCUAGAAGGCCAGGGUGAUUCCAAAGGAACAAACUGGCCUGUGCAGGUGCCAUUGGUCAGGUUGUGCACAGAUUGUAACGUGGAGCCUGUCAUGGAGGGGCAGUGAAUGCGGUUGGUGCUGGAGCUCGGAGACGCUGCUACAGCCAGGGGUGGGCAGCUGUCCUUCCCAGUGUUCUCCGGGGGAGCAGUGGAGUCCAGCAUAGUGAGGGGCAUUACAUGUUGUGCAUGUGCAGUCUGGCAUAACAUGAAAUCAUUGCUCUAAUGACACAGUAAGCCUGUAUGCUUCAUGCUACACUUCAUGCACUUUUUUCCCCUGUGCAUUUCCUUUUGUAUCUGAGGGAAAUAUGAUAAAUUGACCAUCAGGAAUAAAAGGCAAUCUCAGAGCUGCUCUUAAACAAAAGAACAAAAACUAGCUACCCCAGGAGUGACGGGAGCACAUCUUGUAAUGAGAGUCUGUCUGUGUGACGAAGGAUGACAGUGCGGAAAUCCGCUGACACUGCCCCCGAAGGAAAAGCUGUGCCCUGCGCUGGAGCAGUGGGAAUUAGAGUAAGUGGUAGUUAGGUGUGCAGGGUCCCAAUACCCGUGUAACCCAUCUAGUGACAUGUUGCAUCAUAAAUGGCACCUGCCUUUCUGUUGCCACGUCUGCGGGCUGCUGUUCACUACGUUUACUAAGAACAUACACCAUUGUGCAUUUCUUAAAGUCCCGCUUCUUUAGAAGAUACUUUUUGGGUCUUUCCGAUUGUUCACAAGGUUUGUGUGCUUGAGAUUGUUAUGCUUAUGGUGACCUUUAACACAUCUGCAUUAUUGAUUUAAGCAUGCAUAGCAGUUUGGAUAACAUUUGAGUAUAGAUUGCCAAGCUUCAGUGUGUGAAGUAAAAGAGCUAUUAAUAGGAAUCCAAUGACAUAUGCAGUAGGGGUUUUACUGUAUUGGUGUCAUUGGUACAUGAAGGUGGACAACGUGUGACAUACCCUCAGUCAGUGAUGAACCCUGAGAUAACAGCCUGGUUCUCCAGUGUGGGCUUUCCUCGGCCCUGGUGCUGAGUCAGUGCCGAGGACAGCCCCCUAGGCUGGUGCGUUGGUGCAUCCUUCUCCUCAAAGAGCAGAACAGCGCUAGGACACCCAGGAGAGGGCGGGGUCAGGGCAGGAACUGACCACAGGCUGCGUACAUCUCUCCAAAGAUGGAAAAGGCUAUUAACCUACUUUCCCCCCCAUUUGUCAUGGUGAAACAACAGAUUUUAAAAAUACAAAAAAACACUUUAGAUUAUACUUCCAGUGUUUUAGCUCCCUGGUGGUGAUUUUUAAUUGGAUUUUACUGGGAUGAAGUUUUGUAGGGUGUUUUGUUUUUGAGGCUACUUUUGUUAUUUUCUCUGGUGUGUGCACGGUAACCCCUGGGGGAGGACACUUGCUCUGUGCCUUCUCACUGCCUCCUGUUCCACAGCAGAGGUUCUCCACGUCAAAGAACAUCUGGACAGCUGACUUGGCUGUUCUGAAUGUGGACAAACAUCCUGCUGUUGAAGGCAGUGUAGACAGUUGCCUAUUAGAGCUAGUGACUUGGUUAAUUAACUUAACGGUGUCACUAACCACCCUCCAAUUAACAUUUUGGUACCAACUGAAGUCAGCAACAACUUCGAUCGGGUUUAUAGGCAUUAAUAUAAACGUUAGGCUAUUCUCUAUUGAAAUUUACCACCGUGGCUUUUAUUACUCGAAAAAAUACAUAUAUAAUUCUCACUUGGGAAAAAUAACUACUUUUUUUCUUUUUUAAAUUAUUUUUAAGGUUUUUACAGAUGCCCACUUAACUGUAAAUUGGAUUUUUAAAAUUUGACUUUUAAAUGAGAAAGGUUGCUGACUCUUACGAGUUACUGGACGUGACUUUAAUCAGAAAAUUUCAAAGUAAUUUGGACAUGGUGUUUCCAGUCCUCUAAAAUCAAGGUGCUGCUGGCCUCCGAGGGCAUAUUCUGCUAAGGGCUGUGCACUAUCUUAGAAGCCCCUCCCUCUGUAAGUUUACUGCCACUGACAACAGUGCCGAGGUUACCAAGACAGUUUCAACAAAGUUAGAGUGACAACUCUGAGGUCAAAGUUCACAGGAGCUGUGCAUCCCAUUCAAGUUUCAGAAGCUGCUAUUCUGGGAAAACAGUUGUUAAUUUAACCUGGAAAUCUUCAGGUAAUGAUGUGGAAUUGACUAUCAGGUCACCAUCAGAACUGUGUGGCCUGCCUUCCUCCUCUAACUGCAACACAAACGUGUCAUGUUAAAAAUUGUAAUGCAUAAAAAAAUAGUUUUAGUCUUACCAAAUUUUUGAAACAUAUCUACAGAUAUGUUUACGAAACAUAUGUCUCUCUCAGAUUUUAUUCACGUUUAGACCAAGUAAGCCUGAAUGACCCUGACUUGCUUUAAGUGAAAUAGGAAUAGUUUGGAUUUAUACACUUGAUGAGAGGGUUCUCUCUCUCAAAAUCACUUUAGGCUGUAAGUACCUUUUGGCACUUUGAGUUUUGUUCUGUACACUUGGCAUCGUAAGUAUAAAGCAGGAUGGCCUCCAUCCUCAUGGGCACGUGACCGCUCCUAACGCCGAGAUUUGACUCACAGAGAGGCAGGUAGGAAAUAAAUAUCCCAUUAUCUUUUUAUUUUCCUUUAACACCUUACGGUCUGUCCCUUAAAUAAGCUCUGUUACACUGUUGUGUCCUUGGAAGGUCUGUAUGUAAAAGAAACCUAACAUUUAUCUGUAAAGUAAACUUACUGAACAAAAAUAAGCAAACAAUAUACUUGAUAAACACUAGGAGGGGGGAAAUCUCCAAUUGGUUUGCUCUUUGCUUGUUCAAGUAAUGAACCAUUUUGAAGAGAAAACAGUAUCUGCUGUAAUCCCCAGUGCCUUGAACUCUUUGGAAGGAAUAGCAUUAAAAAAACCUAACAAGCCAACUUUGAGGUGCUAGUGGAAAGGAGGUAUUUCUAGUUUAUGCAAAAAUAGAAGAGUUACUCUCUCAGGAGAGAGGGCUGUCUGCCUGGUGAGGAUGGCUGCUUUCUACCAAAGACAGGAGUGGGGGGUGACCACGGCGGCUGCUGGUACCGCGCUCAUACAUGCAGCACUGAGAGGGAAACCUUAUCGUCUUUGGAACUGCCCGCUGUUAGCUGAACUCAUGGUAACCGAAUACCAAAAACUGCCAUUUUCCGUGAUUGCCGUCUCCCAUAUUUUUCCUUUCCUUGUAAAUAACCUCUCCUACAAGGUAAGCAUUAACUGGAAUGUUUCAAAUGAUUUUUAAGUUUAUUGUCUGUCACUAGUGAACUCCUUUUAUAGAAAUGUACAUUUAAAAUAAAAUAUCAUUAGCUUGUGCUAAAUGGUGUAAAACAUUGUUUACUAUUUUAAAGGAAAAUUGCACAUAAUAUUUAACUGGGAUUGCUUCCUCUCUUCCCAUUUCUUUAAAAAAUUUAAAUCAAGGCUCACAUUGACAUGUAGGCUCUGGGAAGCUUUGCUAUAAACAAACAGAUUCAAUAUAGGAAUGUACUUUUUUAAAGCAUGACGAGACAGAAGGAACUGCAUUAUAAAGCACCCGAUAGAGGACAUUAUUCAAAUGAUUAUGCACAGCUCGGUAAAGAUGAAGUUACAAUUUUUCUUUCAGCUUUGUUACUAUUAUUUUGUUUAAAUGUUCGCUCUCAUUUCAUUAUGUGCCUUGCUCCCUGAUUGUGCAAACCUAUAUAUAGAUAUAUAUAUAGAUAUAUAUAUAUAUAUGAGAGAGAUAUAUUCAGUACUACUGACGAUGUUUUUGUUCUACUGCUAGAUUAAGUUAUUUUCCAAGUUACUCUUGCCAGUGAAGUAUUGUAAUGGCUUAGGACAGUGGUCACACAGUCAGUGUAAAUUUGUUUUCACCAUGUCAGCUUACCCAACCCUUAAUAAAAAUAAUACAUAGAUUUCGUUUAAA